AUGGGCGUGGCGCUGCGCGCGGUGGUGGCGGUGGCGGAGCCCAAGGCGAAGGUGGAGGCGUACCGCGCGCUGCUCGCUGACGUCAUCGCGCGCAACGACGUGGAGCACGCCAAGCUGUUCGUCGACCACAGUGCGGCCAUGGGGGUGGGGGGAGCGGGGAGUGGGGGGGUUUGCGGGAACAGGGGGUGGAGAGGAGAGCGAGGGGGGUUGCGGGAGGCCGGGGGGUGGCGAGAAUGGGGGAGGAGGGAUGCGUGCGUGGGGGGGUGGGACGGGGUAUGGAUGGUGGGUGCGGCGACGACUGCUGAUGCCAGUAGCGGAUUGUGCUUUGGACUCUGGGGGGCGGAGCGAGCGAGCGACCGAGUGGUGCUUGUGCGGGCUGCUGCUUGCGGGGACCGUGGCCGUGAAAGGCGGAGGCGGCAGCAAGUUAGAGGCGACACCACUUUUCCUCGUUCGUUCCACAACCAACUCCCCUUUCACCCCUCCCUCAUCCCCACCUCACCCCUCCCCUCAAACCCCAUUAACCCCCCCGCUAACCCCCCCCCCCCCCCCCCCCUUCCCCCACCCUCACUCACCCGUCACCCCCCUCCUCAACCCCCUUUCCCUCCUUGUCCCCGCUCCAUGCGGCAGUGCUAUCAGGACGUGCCCCUGAUGGUGGCGCGGCAGGUGCUGCAGCAGCUGCCACUCCGUCCCACCAGCCUCUCUUCUCACCCUCCUGCAUCUUGCCUCACCUCCCCUCCCUCCCCUCCCCCCCCGCACCCCCCGCACGCACUGCCGCCCGCAGUGCUAUCAGAGGACGUGCCCCUGGUGGUGGCGCGGCAGGUGCUGCAGCAGCUGGCGGGCGAGCUGGGGGGGCUGCGCGCCGAGCAGCACAAGGCUGUGGCGCUCUACGCCCUGGCGCACAUCCAGCCGCGCGUCGUGUCCUUUGAGGAGCAGGUGGCGGUGAUCCGAGAGGGGCUGGCAGCGGUGUACGAGGGCGAGGAGGAGUGGGCCAAGGCGGCUCAGAUGCUCGCAGGCAUCGACCUGGAUGGGGGCAGCAGGGGCCAGGAUGUGAAGUACCGCCUGGGCAAGUGCAUCAAGAUCGCUCUGCUCUACCUCGAGGACGACGAUGCAGUGAGUGCGGAGACGUACAUCAAGAAGGCAUCCUUCGACAUCGGCGAACACAAGGACGAGGCGCUCACACUGCAGUACAAGGUGUGCUAUGCACGGAUUCUGGACUCCAAGAGGAAGUUCCUGGAAGCUGCGCUCAAGUACUAUGACCUCUCCCAGCUGGACCAGAGGGAGCUGGGCGGCAAGCAGGUGGAUGAGGAGGAGUUGGAGGCGGUGCUGAACGCCGCUGUCACCUGCACCAUCCUCGCUGCUGCCGGCCCCCAGCGCUCCCGCAUGCUCGCCACGCUCUAUAAGGACGAGCGCUGCAGCAAGCUGAAGAUCUACCCCAUUCUGCAGAAGGUGUAUCUGGAGCGCAUCCUGCGAUCCCCCGAGGUGGAGGCAUUUGCCAAGGAGCUCAAGCCGCAUCAGAAAGCGGUGCUACCAGGGGGGUCAACGGUGCUGGACCGGGCAGUGAUAGAGCACAACCUGCUCAGCGCCAGCAAGCUGUACACCAACAUCAGCUUUGAAGAGCUGGGUGCUCUGUUGGGCAUUGCCCCGCACACGGCGGAGAAGGUGGCGGCGCGCAUGAUAUCGGAGGACAGGAUGAAGGGCAGCAUCGACCAGGUGGAGGCGGUGAUUCACUUUGACAACGACACGGAUGACCUGCAGCAGUGGGACCAGCAG
Closterium sp. NIES-65 is the source of this 1770-nucleotide messenger RNA. Lineage: Eukaryota; Viridiplantae; Streptophyta; Zygnematophyceae; Desmidiales; Closteriaceae. The record is from the annotation of a GenBank genome assembly.